AUGAUGGGUAAGAAUAUGGGUUUCCGCACCUACGUGGCACUCACCUACGUCGGUUUCAACAUUGUCGGUUUCGUCGUGAACUUAUGGGUCCUCUACGUAAUUGCACCCUUGCUGUUCGCUCCAGCAGUCAAGGUGCCGAAAAGCAUUCUGUUCUUCAUUUUCGCUUUGGUUAUCGGCGAUUUGACCACUAUGAUCGCAAUGCUGCUGCUGAUCAUAGAGCUCGUGUUUGGUACAUGGCGAUUCAGUACUGCCACAUGUACUUCAUACCUUGUGCUGGAUUCUAUGAACAAAUUUGUCGCUCCAAUCAUCGUGUUUCUGAUCAGCAGAACCUGCUACACCACCGUUUGCCUUGACAAAGCCAGGGGAGAGCGAGCUGCCACUCUGAAGGUAGGUACAUACUUUGCAUAG
This is a messenger RNA of Cooperia oncophora, 408 nucleotides long. The record is from the annotation of a GenBank genome assembly. Lineage: Eukaryota; Metazoa; Nematoda; Chromadorea; Rhabditida; Trichostrongylidae.